GAAGUGGUUCCAUCCUACCUCGCGACGUCACCCAUCUUGUCAGUGGGGGAGGAGUUAAUGCAGUCUCAGAUAGACAACAUCCCUUGCAGCCCACUUCCUGUCCAGAACCUGGGGGCGCAGCAGGGGGAUGGAGGAGCGAGCAAGAAGAGAAGGAAGAGGAGGAGGAAAGCAAGGCCAGCAGAUGGAGGGGGAGGACCAGGAGGGAGGAGGGAGGAGAGCGGAGAGGAGUUUUCAGAGGAUGAAGACAUGUUUACCAUCGACCUGAGCUCAGAUGAUGAGAAGGAGGGGGACAGCAGCAGACCUGCGUACAACAGUCAGGGGUCUACCAUCAGCAGCACCCACCCCAUCACUGAGUGGCCUCACUUACAGAGUGAUGUGAAAAAGGAGCCCCUCUCCAUCCCUCCACACUAUGGUCUGUCCAUCUCUUGUCCUCCGGGAACCUCACAGUUCUCUUCACUACUUAGCAGCCAAGAUGACUCAGGAUCAUCAACUCCAAAGAGUGAUUCAGAGCUGACCAAUCAGACAAACCCUGAAAUCCAGUGGACCUGGGGGGAGCUUCCACACACUGCGCAGCCGUCCUUCCUGGCUUCGCUCCUGAAGCAGGACCCUGCUGCAGCCGUUCCUAUCCCAGUGAGGACCAACACUCACUUCAGAGCCAUCAGUGACACCAGGUCUGCUUCGGAUUCUCCUGGGACCCCCCAGACUGGUCAGACCACUGCUCUGGAAACAGACAAGGACACUGAGACAAACAAAGUGAAGGAGGUUGAGCGUGUUGGUCCAUCACAUAUAGAGAUGGAAACUUCAACAACAGAUUCAGUGUCCCCAAAGAUUCUCCCAGGUCCAGUAAACGAAGCCAGGAUCAGUGGAAGUCCCAUCAGGAGGACCGAUUCACCCUCCAAAAGGAAAGAAAAGAGAAGCCAGCACCUGGGGGCUGAUGGGAUAUAUCUGGACGACAUUACAGAUCUGGAACCUGAAGUUGCUGCUCUUUAUUUCCCUAAAAGUGAUGGAAGCAGUAGCUCAAUGAAGGGAGACUCCGAGAUGAUGAUGGUGGGUGUGAGGAGCACCAAUCAGUCCCCUCAGUCAGUGGGCAGCAGUGGGAUGGACAGCGGCAUGGACAGUUUGGUGGACCAGAUAAGUGACCUGCCUCAUGUCGCCAUCUCUUUGUGUGGAGGACUCACUGACAACAAGGAGAUCACAAGAGAUGAGUUCCUGGAGAGAGCCAUUUCCUACCAACAGUUCUCUGAGAAUCCUUCGAUUAUUGAUGACCCCAACCUGGUGGUUAAGAUUGGGAACAAGUACUACAACUGGGGCACAGCAGCUCCUGUCAUGUUGGCCAUGCAGGUCUACCAGAAACCCCUGCCCCAGUGUUGGUGUUUGAGUUAUGUGUUUUCUGUUUUUGGCCUCUUCUCAUAUUGCCUCCCUGGUCUGUUUGGCUCCAGCAGCUCCCAGCCUGCAUCAGUGGAGACCAUAGUGAAGGAAAAGAUGCCAAAGAAGGGAGGACGCUGGUGGUUCUCAUGGAGGAGCAGGAACAGUGACUCCAAGUCGGAAACAACAUCUGAAACAGCUGGAGACAGAGAGGACAACUCAGUCACUAUGACUCAACCCAACAGGCUAAAGGAUGAAUCUUCCUCUAGUGAUGAGGACCACAGAUCAUCCAAUCAGGUGUCAGGAUCCAGUCAGUCAGAGGCAUUUUUGAGCUCCAGCAGCGUCUGUUAUAAGAAGACUCUUCGGCUUACUUCAGACCAACUGGCUAGCCUGCAGCUAAAGGAGGGUCCUAACGAGGUGGUGUUCAGCGUGACCACCCAGUAUCAAGGCACAUGUCGCUGCCAUGGCACCAUCUAUCUGUGGAGCUGGGAUGAUAAGAUCGUCAUCUCAGAUAUUGAUGGAACCAUCACCAGGUCGGACACUCUAGGUCACAUCCUUCCCACUUUAGGUAAAGACUGGACCCAUCAGGGAAUUGCACGACUCUACAACAAAGUCAGCCUGAAUGGGUAUAAAUUCAUGUACUGCUCAGCGCGAGCCAUUGGUAUGGCUGGUAUGACGAGAGGCUACCUGACCUGGGUCAAUGAGAGGGGGACCAUGCUGCCAAUGGGUCCGGUUCUGCUCAGCCCCAGCAGUCUUUUCUCUGCCUUCCACAGGGAGGUGAUUGAAAAGAAACCAGAAACGUUUAAGGUGGAGUGUCUCACAGACAUCAAGCAUCUCUUCUACCCAAACACUGAACCUUUCUAUGCGGCCUUCGGCAACCGAGCCACGGACGUGUUUUCUUAUAAAGAGGUGGGCAUUCCUCUGAACAGGAUCUUCACCGUCAACCCAAAGGGGGAGCUCAUACAGGAGCACGCCAAAACCAACAUUCCCUCCUUUGGGCGCCUGUGCGAGAUGGUCGACCACGUCUUCCCAGGUCUGGUUCAAAAUAAGCAAGAGGACAUCCUCCGUUCUGAUUCUUUUGAUCGGUGCAACUACUGGAGCAAAGGCUUUCCUGAUCAUAUUAAUCAGGAAGAAGAAGACCUUCAGCCUCUUGAAACACUCUGAGGAGACUCCAUCAGUUCUAUCAUGAAGGCUGCUGCAGUCCAGCUUCUGUCCACGUCAGACAUGAAGCCAGCAGUCGUCUAACGUCGUGAAACCGGCAGCUCAGUUCAGGAGGGAUGAUUUCAGAUCCAAGAACCGUGUUGGAAACAGCUCUGCUAGCUUUUUUUAUUAUAGGAUAUAAAGUUAGCUCUACAGCUUAAAGAUUAUCCUUAAAACAACUGACUAUGACUACUGACUUAGAGGAAAUGAAUGUAUUUUCAACAUCACACAUCAACUAAUCUCCAUGUAAACCCAGUAAAUGAGGAAAAUAAUAGAAUUUUAAAAUUAGGCUAAAGAAUGAGGAAUAAAAUAAAUAGUUAUAAAGGGAAUUUCAUUCAAAAUUAAAAAGAAAGAGGUAGUCCCUGAUACAUUUCAGACAGUUUAUGUCGAGUCUUCCUUUGGACAAAGUUAAAACAGAUAUUUUACAGACUUACACAGAAAAUACUUUUAAAGUACCCUGCACUGCAACAAAGUACCAGUUUACCUCCACUAAAAACUUUCAGCUUUCUUCUGUAAUUUACAAAAAACUGAUACAGUUCAAGAUGCACAUGUUUUUGCAGUAUUCAUUUUCAGAUUUCACAUUUCCUUUAGGAUGUAUAUUGAUUUUACCUGUUGCCUAAAAUAAAUCCAUCUCCUAACAUGUGCAGCCUCAGAAUCGAAGUGUUCAGAUUGUCAUGUUUUCUGACCUCAGCGCACUCUGAACACUGCAGCAGAACAUCAUGAUUACACGCACUAAAACCAUCCAGCUGAUGCAAAAAAUAAAUAAAUAAAAAAGUGCAGGAAUUCUAAGCAGACUUUGUCUAUAUUCAACACCUCUGCAGGUUCAGGUAAAUUCAUGACGUAUUCUGACCGUGCUACUGUGAAACGUGUGGCCAUGGCCUGUUAUCUUUAAUGUUCAGUAUAACUUGUUAUCAAAGAAAAUGCAGAAUAAUGCAUUCUUUAUUAUUUCUCUAUUUUUAAAUUUGAAAAAAAAAACCUCCUGUGAUAUGUGAGAAUGUAACGUAUAAGUCACAUGUCAUUCUAAUAAUUAAUGCCCAUCAAUGCAGUCAUUUCAUAAGCUAAGCUAGAACAAAGAUGGUUUUGUAGUCUUUUAAUGUUUGUCUUUAUGUCUAACAGUUACUUGUUAUUGACUCUUACAUUAGAAGCUGUGGGAAAUAUUUGUCAGAAACAUCAUUUUUUCAUGUUAACAUGUUUUUAUACUCAAAUUACAUAAUAUAUUAUAUUCAUGUGUUUGUAUAUGUUUACUUGAACAAGGAAAAACCACUGUAAAUAUCAAACACUUAUUACUGUGACUAUAUAAAGUUGCAGUACUUUUUGUAAAGCUGUUGUGAUCUGGUGUAACAUUAAGGAUGAGUUGUUAUUUGUUCUUUUUUUAAUUCAUGUGCAGUCAUUUGAAGCAUUUCUGCAAACCUGAGGAGGCGUUUUCACUUUGUGAUAUAACUAAAGCAACAGAUCAACAUGCAGUACAUUUUAAAAAUGAACUGACAGCCAUGGUUUUUUUGGUAAUUCAAUGAAUUCAGGUCUGAUUUUACUAAAGUAUUUGGUUAAAGUGUG
Molecule: messenger RNA, 4119 nt
Organism: Austrofundulus limnaeus
Lineage: Eukaryota; Metazoa; Chordata; Actinopteri; Cyprinodontiformes; Rivulidae
Gene: lpin1a
Product: lipin 1a
Biological process (GO): cellular response to insulin stimulus; positive regulation of transcription by RNA polymerase II; fatty acid catabolic process
Cellular component (GO): mitochondrial outer membrane; nucleus
Molecular function (GO): transcription coactivator activity; phosphatidate phosphatase activity
Source: RefSeq, a predicted model, not a curated record